Molecule: messenger RNA, 618 nt
Organism: Gregarina niphandrodes
Lineage: Eukaryota; Apicomplexa; Conoidasida; Eugregarinorida; Gregarinidae
Product: superoxide dismutase
Exons: 1
Coding region: 1-618 (205 amino acids)
Biological process (GO): superoxide metabolic process
Molecular function (GO): superoxide dismutase activity; metal ion binding
Source: RefSeq, a predicted model, not a curated record
AUGGAUUUCAUCCCUGAGCCUAAGCUUCCCUACGCCCUGAAUGCCUUGGAGCCACACAUCAGCGCUGAGACGCUCAAAUUCCAUCAUGGCAAGCACCACAUGGCCUACUACAACAAGACCAAGGAGCUGACUCAAGGCAAGACCCCGGUCACACUAGAGGAGCUGGUGGCGACUGCCGAAGGUGGUUUGUACGAUCAAGCUGCGCAGCUAUGGAACCACGGCUUUUAUUGGCAGUGCCUCGGCUCGAACCCCGACAGCAAGGACGUGAGGAAGCCCACAGGACCGAUCGCGGACUUGAUCAACUCCUCUUUCGGCUCAUUCGAUGCCUUCAAAGAAAAGUUCGACACCAUGGCCAAGGGCGCCUUCGGAAGCGGCUGGGUUUGGCUCGUUAAGAAGGGCGACAAACUCGAGCUCAUGGAAGGCCACGACGGCGAUUGCCCACUCAAGGGCGACCGCGGUCGACCCCUGCUUACCAUCGACCUCUGGGAGCACGCCUACUACAUCGACUACAAAAACUCCAGACCCGAUUACAUCACAGCGUACUGGAGCCUCGUCAACUGGGACUUCGUCAACCAACAACUAGGCGCCAAAACCUACAGCUACCAAAAGGCAAACUAA